GAAGAGGAGGAGGAGAAGAACACCAGUCCCACAGACCUCUCUGAGCUGCUGAAAGAAGGGACAAAGGAGGCCCAUGACCGGGCUGAGAACACUCAAUUUGUCAAAGAUUUCCUGAAGGGACGCAUCAAGAGGGAGCUCUUCAAGCUGGGCACAGCAGCCCUUUACUUCACAUACUGUGCGCUGGAGGAGGAGAUGGAGCACAACAAGGACCAGCCCAGCUUUACCCCUCUGUAUUUCCCCUUGGAGCUGCACCGGAAGGAAGCCUUGGCAAGAGACCUGGAGUACUUAUAUGGGGAAGGCUGGGAGGAGAAGAUCCAGUGCUCAGAAGCCACUCAGCACUACGUGGACCGCAUCCAUCAUGUUGGGCAGCAUGAGCCGGAGCUCCUGGUGUCCCAUGCUUACACCCGCUACAUGGGGGACCUUUCUGGGGGUCAGGUGCUGAAGAGGGUGGCCCAGCGAGCACUGAAGCUGCCAAGCACUGGAGAAGGGAUCAACUUCUACAUGUUUGAAAACAUUUCCAACCCCCAGCAGUUCAAGCAGUUCUACCGAGCCCGGCUCAACGCCCUGGAUGUGUCCCAGGAGACCAAGGAGAGGAUCGUCAAGGAGGCCAACAGGGCCUUUGAAUUCAACAUGCAGGUCUUUGAGGAGCUGGACAAGAUCGGGGCUUUGUUACCAGAAGAAGCCCAAGAUGGCGGCCUCCCAAUGCAUGACGGGAAGGGAGACAUGCGCAAGUGCCCGUACUAUGCCUCGAAACCCGCUGGCUCCAAGGACACUGCCUGCCCCUGCCACCUUGCCCUGGCUGCCCUGAAGCAGCCCACCGUCCAGCUGGUCUUGGCAGCCUGCGUUGCGGUCACUGCUGGCAUUGCAGCCUGGUACGUGAUGUGAGGCUGGGCACCGGCUGCCUGUUGGCUCUUGAAGAAAUUGCUCCUUUUUUCCAUUGACAUAAGUGGACUUUUAAUGCCGGAUUUAAUUGAGGAAACAUUAAACCCAAAUCUAGUGUAC
This is a messenger RNA of Protobothrops mucrosquamatus (brown spotted pit viper), 1002 nucleotides long. RefSeq names its product heme oxygenase 2 (gene HMOX2). The transcript has 5 exons. Lineage: Eukaryota; Metazoa; Chordata; Lepidosauria; Squamata; Viperidae. Gene Ontology annotation, molecular function: heme oxygenase (decyclizing) activity; heme binding. The annotation marks the transcript as partial. The record is from RefSeq and is a predicted model, not a curated record. Gene Ontology annotation, biological process: heme catabolic process; heme oxidation; response to oxidative stress.